AUGCCACGAGAGGUGCUGGGUGGAAGUUGGUGCGAUCACGGAGCGAGGGCGCAGCACGAUAUACGUAGCAGGACUCCAAGGCCGCCAAUGGUCUUCGCUUAUUGGGCGUCUACACCGCUCGUUGUUCGCCGCCACUUCAAUGGAUUCCUCGUUCAGUGCGAGGCCUGCGGUCUUACCAUGGCCCUCAUAGUGUCGCGCACCCAAAUCCUUCUUAUCCGCAGGCGGGAAAGCGGCCCCAACGACCGGUUGGCUCGCCUCGUUCGGCCACAUCGACGAUCAAUUCAGGGACAUCCGCUGCAGCUACAGUAUCACUCUUAG
Peniophora sp. CBMAI 1063 is the source of this 318-nucleotide messenger RNA. NCBI's taxonomy places the organism in Eukaryota, Fungi, Basidiomycota, Agaricomycetes, Russulales, Peniophoraceae. The record is from the annotation of a GenBank genome assembly.